Darwinula stevensoni is the source of this 2160-nucleotide messenger RNA. The record is from the annotation of a GenBank genome assembly. Lineage: Eukaryota; Metazoa; Arthropoda; Ostracoda; Podocopida; Darwinulidae.
AUGCCGUGGAAGCUCUUCAACGUGACUGGGAUUUGCCGGAAGCUCACCAAAUCUCGCGUCCCCGUGGGGGCGCACAGUGUGAAGCGUUGCUUCCAAGUUCGAGCAGUGGUGUACGGUGGGUGGUAUUUUCUCUGAUACCAUCCAAAGUACGACAUAACCGGGAAUGAUCAUAAAAUUUCCCUGGCCAGGGAAUUUGGCCAAGGAAUCUGCCUUCUCAUCCCUGCCACCACAGAUGGUGUGGACGAGGGGGUAGGGCCCCUUCGUCCACACCAUGUUACAGUCCUCGUUGGCGGAACGAUGGCGAAAAUCCCGCAUCCCCACCUUUCAGAGGCACUUAAGAGAAGCCAAGAGUUCGAGAAAGGCAUUCCCUUCCCGGUGAAGACCAAUCUAAUCGAGGAAUUGCUCAAGAGUCAGGACAUUACCAAAGACGAAGCGGAACGCUUCGUGACGGGCACCAGACCCAUCGUGCAUCAUGAAGUGAUGCUUCUAUUGGACGAGUUCCUCGCCAUCAAACGAGAUCUUGGAUCAAGAGUGGAGCAAUCACUCUAUCGAGAUAUGAACCGAGACGAGUUGCUCACGAGACUUUUCCACAAGCGUCCUCUUAUGUUCUGUGGAGCUGGCGACGGGUGGAAACUUCGCGAUGGGAUGGCGGGUUAUGGGGGAUUCGAAACGGUAGGGACGGAAAAUGAGAGCCCACCACUCGUCCUCGAAGACUAUCUCUCAUACGACGAGAUCAAGCUGUCUGCAUUGGUGGGCCUAUCCUCUGAGACUGCCUUCAUUAACGACGGCGACCGAUAUAACAAAGGACGUAAGGGGCCGCCGGGGACCUUCGAAGAGAGGGGCGUCAUCGUGGGAUUAGUCGGAAGUCGGUUCGAGAUUCCUGGACUCAUGGAAUGGCAGGAUCUCGUUGUCGACCCUCAGCAGAACACUCCCAAAAAUGGGUAUGGCGCCAAAUCCGAUGCUUUGCUUGCCGGAGCGGACCAGCAGACCCUUGCGCUCAAGCGCAUGUGGGCGAAGUUCUACGGCGUCACUAACUCUAAUGGUGAUUAUUGUUUACCUACUUUUACUGAAGCGUCUUCGGGCUCAUCCGACUGCUUUCUCAAGAUCCAGCAUGGCACGUUACUCAAUGUAUCUGCUUACAAGAAACGCGUGAGGAUCUUGGCAGAAACUUUACUUUUGGAAGCUAACGCCCGAGCAGAGACCACAGGACGUCGAGCAUAUGUACAUGUGGUCGGACUAGGUCUCGGCGUCUGGUCCUUGAGCCCCGCUCAGGAUCAAUUAUAUCUCGAUUCUUUUGGAGAGGUUUUACAGGAACUCACAUUGCCGUACGUAGCUGACGUGGACUUCAGCUGGAUCAAGGGCCAGAAAUUAGCUGGAAUCUGCAGCGGGGAAUCCACGCGUCAUGGAGUGAAGGUGCACCUCUCGAAACGCAAUCCUCAGGGGAAGCUGACGGGCGAGAACGAAGGGAAACUCCUGGUCGUUUCGUACGCUUGGGAUGGGAAUGCCUUCCCAGGGAAUGAAUACUGGAAUGGGAAGGAAGAGGAGAAGCCACCUCUCGUCCUCAGAGACUACCUGUCGUACGACGAGAUGAAGCUGUCUGCAUUGGUGGGCCUGUCCUCUGAGACUGCCUUCAACGACGGCGGCCGAAAUAACAAAGGACGCAAGGAGCCACCGGGGAGCUUUGAAGAGAGGGGCGUCAUCGUGGAACUAGUCGGAACUCGGUUCCAGAUUCCUGGACUCAUGGAAUGGCAAGAUCUCGUUGUCGACCCCCAGCAGAACACUCCCAAGAAUGGCUGGAUUGAGGGCAAGAAAAUAGCUGGAAUUCGCAAUGGGAAAUGCACACAAAAGGGUGUGAAGGUGCACCUCUCGAAACGCAACCCUCAGGAGACGCUGACGGGCGAGGACGAAGGGAAACUCGUGGUUGUCUCGUAUGCCUGGGACAGUAAUGCCUUUCCUGGGAACGAAUAUUGGAUGGGGAUGCUAAACACCUCUGGGGAUCCUGCUGCGGCCUGCAAUUCGCUUACCCCCCAGCUGCAUAGUCCUCUUGUAAACCCGUUUUUGGACGGGAAGCAUGCAUUUGUACUUCGUCCUGUGAUACAUCAACGCAACAUCAUUCGCAAUAGCGGUAUUUCCGUGUAUUUCGUGGAGAACCGGUUUUGA